Coprinopsis cinerea okayama7#130 is the source of this 918-nucleotide messenger RNA. Its product is annotated as YOP1. The transcript is spliced from 3 exons. The record is from RefSeq and is a predicted model, not a curated record. Bases 12 to 557 code for a protein of 181 amino acids. Lineage: Eukaryota; Fungi; Basidiomycota; Agaricomycetes; Agaricales; Psathyrellaceae.
CGUCUUCCACAAUGUCCGCUGCUCAGAAACUCCAGCAACACCCUGUCUUCGUCCAGGCCCAGAACAAGGCCUCGUUCUACGUUAACCAGCUCGACAAGGAGCUCACCAAGUACCCCGUCCUCAACAACCUCGAGCAACGCACCCAAGUCCCCAAGGCAUACGCUGUAAUCGGCACGCUCCUUCUCGUCGUCGUCCUCCACACCUUCAACGCACUCGCUGCACCUGUCUCAAAUCUCGUCGGUUGGGGCCUCCCAGCAUACCUCUCCUUCAAGGCUAUCGAAUCCCCCUCUCCUCACGAUGACGUUCAGUGGCUCACCUACUGGGUCGUCUUCGGUUUCUUCAACUUCUUGGAGAGCUUUGCCCUCCGAUUGGUCCUCUACUACGUCCCCUGGUACUUUGCCUUCAAGUCCGCAUUCAUCGUCUGGCUCCAACUCCCUGCCUUCCGCGGCGCACAAAAGAUCUACUUCACCGCCUUGAAGCCCAUCCUCCAGAACAUCAGCUCUCAAACCAAGGUCGUUGCUCCCACCACCAGCACCAACGCUGAGCAGUCCGACUGAAUUGGGAGACGCCGGACGUUUCGGGCUAGGGUAAGACGUUGGUUGUCUGUCUCUGAUUAGACAAACUCCAGCGUCUGUACCGUCCUUUUCUAUCUUUCGUCUUGUCGUCCGUUCUUACCUAUGAUAAUUCACUCUUAUCUCGGACCCUUCUCAUCUCUGACUUGCCCUUUUUCGUACCCCUUCGUCCGUUUUCCCCACCCACCAUAGAGCCUUACCGUACGUCCCCUUCCCGUACUUUCCGUCCCUAUUAGUCGUUUUGUGAACCUAUUCUUCGGGUCUGUUUUCGACUGACACCUUCCACGAAUUGUAUGUACAGAUGCCAAUGUCCUCACGAAUAGCUAAUGAAACGACGUCCCUCCCA